Messenger RNA from Penaeus chinensis, 1086 nucleotides. Its product is annotated as DNA-directed RNA polymerase II subunit RPB1-like. Lineage: Eukaryota; Metazoa; Arthropoda; Malacostraca; Decapoda; Penaeidae. The coding region runs from base 1 to 1086 and encodes 361 amino acids. The record is from RefSeq and is a predicted model, not a curated record. The transcript has 2 exons.
AUGAACUGCCUUAGAGACUCCGGCCCCGGAUUUUUCCUCAGGCAAGCAACAACGUUUGCAUCGGAACAAUUCCCAAUUCAAGAGCAAGCACCCGUGUUUGUACCAGAACAGUUACCGCUUGAGCAGCAAGCACCAAUGUUUGCACCGGAACAAUUCUCGCUUGAUCAGCAAGCACCAAUAUUUGCACCGGAACAGUUCCCGCUUGAUCUGCAAGCACCAAUGUAUGCACCGGAACAAUUCUCGCUUGAUCAGCAAGCACCAAUGUAUGCACCGGAACAGUUCUCGCUUGAUCAGCAAGCACCAAUGUAUGCACCGGAACAGUUCCCGCUUGAUCAGCAAGCACCAAUGUUUGCACCGGAACAAUUCUCGCUUGAUCAGCAAGCACCAAUGUAUGCACCGGAACAGUUCCCGCUUGAUCUGCAAGCACCAAUGUAUGCACCGGAACAGUUCCCGCUUGAUCAGCAAGCACCAACGUUUGCACCGGAACAAUUCUCGCUUGAUCAGCAAGCACCAACGUUUGCACCGGAACAAUUCUCGCUUGAUCAGCAAGCACCAACGUUUGCACCGGAACAAUUCUCGCUUGAUCAGCAAGCACCAAUGUUUGCACCGGAACAAUUCUCGCUUGAUCAGCAAGCACCAACGUUUGCACCGGAACAAUUCUCGCUUGAUCAGCAAGCACCAAUGUUUGCACCGGAACAAUUCUCGCUUGAUCAGCAAGCACCAACGUUUGCACCGGAACAAUUCUCGCUUGAUCAGCAAGCACCAAUGUUUGCACCGGAACAAUUCUCGCUUGAUCAGCAAGCACCAAUGUUUGCACCGGAACAAUUCUCGCUUGAUCAGCAAGCACCAACGUUUGCACCGGAACAAUUCUCGCUUGAUCAGCAAGCACCAAUGUAUGCACCGGAACAGUUCCCGCUUGAUCAGCAAGCACCAACGUUUGCACCGGAACAAUUCCAAUUCAAGAGCAAGCACCAAUGUAUGCACCGGAACAGUUCCCGCUUGAUCAGCAAGCACCAACGUUUGCACCGGAACAAUUCCAAUUCAAGAGCAAGCACCAAUGUUUGCACCGGAACAAUUCUCGCUUGA